CUGAACCCCGAGUUGGGACACCGAAGUCUCGAGCGCUGCCAGUCCGGGAGGCGGAGCCGGAAGCGCCUCGGUUUGACCCCCAGAGUCCCUUUGUUUUCCGAGGGGCGGCUGUCUGCUCCCGAUUGCUCCGCCGUCCGUGAUCCCCCGUGACCCGGAGGCCGAAGCCCCCCCAGGCAGGGCAGGGCGGCCCCAACUUCAGAGCCGGAAGUAGGCGUCCUCUUCCCCACUCGGCCAUGGAGCCCACCGUGCCGUCCCUCACCGAGGAGGACCUGACGGAAGUGAAGAAGGACGCCUUAGAAAAUUUGCGAGUUUACCUAUGUGAGAAAAUCAUAGCUGAGAGACAUUUUGAUCACCUACGUGCAAAAAAAAUCCUCAGUAGAGAAGACACAGAAGAAAUUUCUUGCCGCACAUCAAGUAGAAAAAGAGCUGGAAAACUGUUAGACUACUUACAGGAAAACCCCAAAGGACUAGACACCCUUGUUGAAUCUAUUCGACGGGAAAAAACACAGAACUUCCUGAUACAGAAGAUUACGGAUGAAGUAUUGAGGCUCAGAAAUAUAAAACUAGAAUAUCUCAAAGGUAAGUACAUCAG
Molecule: messenger RNA, 592 nt
Organism: Dipodomys ordii (Ord's kangaroo rat)
Lineage: Eukaryota; Metazoa; Chordata; Mammalia; Rodentia; Heteromyidae
Product: B-cell lymphoma/leukemia 10
Exons: 2
Biological process (GO): positive regulation of extrinsic apoptotic signaling pathway; apoptotic process; adaptive immune response
Cellular component (GO): CBM complex; cytosol
Molecular function (GO): protein kinase B binding; transcription coactivator activity; NF-kappaB binding
Source: RefSeq, a predicted model, not a curated record